Messenger RNA from Oppiella nova, 964 nucleotides. NCBI's taxonomy places the organism in Eukaryota, Metazoa, Arthropoda, Arachnida, Sarcoptiformes, Oppiidae. The record is from the annotation of a GenBank genome assembly.
UUUCGGUGUGAAGCAACUGAUAGUCGGCGUCAAUAAGAUGGACACAACGGAACCGCCGUUCAGUCAGAGCCGCUUCGAGGAGAUCCAGAAGGAGGUGUCGGCGUAUGUCAAGAAGAUUGGCUACAAUCCGGCGACCGUUCCAUUUGUGCCGAUCUCGGGCUGGAAUGGGGACAACAUGUUGGAGGCGUCGGCUAACAUGCCGUGGUUUAAGGGAUGGAACAUCGAGAGGAAGGGCUCCAAACUGGACGGCAAGACACUGUUGGCUGCUUUGGACGCUAUGGAGCCUCCGUCCAGACCUAUGGACAAAGCCCUGCGACUCCCCCUUCAGGACGUCUACAAAAUUGGAGGUAUCGGAACCGUACCCGUGGGUCGUGUGGAGACCGGAGUGAUUAAGCCGGGAAUGGUCGUGACCUUUGCCCCCGUCAUGUUGACCACUGAGGUCAAGUCGGUUGAGAUGCAUCACGAGGCCCUCGUAGAGGCGGUGCCCGGAGAUAACGUGGGCUUUAAUGUUAAGAACGUGUCGGUCAAGGAGUUGAGGAGAGGUUACGUCGCCGGAGACUCGAAGGACAACCCGCCGAAGGCCACCGAGGAGUUCACUGCUCAGGUGAUAGUGUUGAACCAUCCGGGACAGAUCAGCAACGGAUACACACCUGUGCUCGACUGCCACACCGCUCACAUCGCCUGCAAGUUCCGCGAGAUUAAGGAGAAGUGCGACCGACGAAGUGGCAAAAAGAUUGAGGAUAACCCGAAGUCCAUUAAGUCUGGCGACGCGGCUAUCAUUGAAUUGGUGCCCUCGAAGCCGAUGUGCGUCGAGACGUUCACUGACUUCCCACCAUUGGGUCGGUUCGCUGUGCGAGACAUGAGGCAAACAGUGGCCGUCGGUGUCAUCAAAGGCGUGAAGGCUAAGGACCUGAGCGGCGGGAAAGUGACUAAAGCCGCAGAAAAGGCUCAGAAGAAGAAAUAA